Molecule: messenger RNA, 1296 nt
Organism: Lolium perenne
Lineage: Eukaryota; Viridiplantae; Streptophyta; Magnoliopsida; Poales; Poaceae
Source: RefSeq, a predicted model, not a curated record
GUUAAUUUUUUUUUGAAAUAAAAGGAAUCCCCCAAUUCUUGUGGCGGUGGCGAGUGGCUUGCCGGCGGCCAGGCAAGCGCAGACGAAUUUAAGACAAGAAACUCCCCCGACUCUCGCGGCGGUGGCGAGUGGCUCGCCGGCGGCAAGAUGAGCGCCGACGAAGCCCGCCAAAUGUUCCAAGGAAUGCUCAUCAGCCCGCCGCCCGUGAGCGGCGCCGACCGCAUCAGCACCCUGCCGGACAACGUGCUCCAGGACAUCCUCUCCCUCCUCACGGCGCAGGAAGCCGUGCGGACGUGCGUGCUCGCCCGGAGCUGGCGCCACCUCUGGAGGUCCAUCACGAGCCUGCGCAUCCUCAGUCCAGAUACUGCAUGGUAUGAUAUACUGUCAGACGACCCAGAGCCUGCCCGAGACCUCUGGAAGUUCGUGGACAAUCUUCUCAACCUGCGUGACAAGCGCACCGAGCUGCACACUCUCGACAUCAAAUUCGGCCAAUUCUCGCAAGAGGACCUGCCCUAUGUGAGCCUAUGGAUCCGUUCUGCUGUGAUGUGCAAAUUCAUUUUCGCAAGAGAUUUGGAACACCGCCCUAUAUUUAGCAACGUAAAGACUUUAUUACUAAACGAGUACUGGUGUGAGGCUCCUGGCUGCGGUCGACUAGCUCGCGUUCUAAAAAACUCACCAGUUUUAGAGAAGCUCACUCUUGAACUUUUCUCUGAGGGACCAGAUCAUAAAAUUGAAAUGAAAGGAAGCUACAGGACAAUGGAAGGACCGCCUGCAAUAUCUGAGCACCUUAAAAUAGUCGAAGUCAAGUGUAAUGCUGUUGACGAGAGAAUUCUUGAAGUUUUGAAGUUUCUGCAUGGACGGCACGGUCGGCCGGGUCGGUUAUGUGCUGGUCGAGCCAGACCAGCACCUAACCCUAACCACGCGCCCUCCCCCGAGCCCGAGCCUGCCCGCCGCCUCCCGCCUGCCCGCCGCCGUCUGCGCCUCCCGAGCAGCCCGCCCGCCGUCGCCUGCGCCUCCCGAGCCGCUGCCCGCCGCCGGCUCCUCACCGCGAUGCCGCUGCGCCUUACCCCCACCCCCGCCGCCCUCCUCGGCUCCUCCUCCAACUCGCGCCGCUGCCGCCUCCACCUCUCCCGAGCUCCCCUCCACCUCGCGCCGCCGCCAGCAGCCGCUCUCCUCCUCCUCACGCCCCCGCCCGCCGUCCCCUGGCCGGCCUCCUCCUCGCGCCCCCGCCCACCGAGCUCCCUGGCCGGCCUCCUCCUCGCGCCCCCGCCCACGAAAGAAAGAAAUAGUAAUUGA